AUGUCGGCCAGUUUGCCGUGUUUGGCUGGAUACAGACCGCUCCCACGUUGGCGCAUCCCCGUACCGCUGCAGCCACGUUGCCAGCCUGUCACGACGCCGUACAGACGAAGGAAGCCCGCCGCCGCAAGGCCACAUGAAUCGUCGUCCAUCGCCACUCCACUAUAUCGAUCGUCGUGCAUUGACAUGGCAUCGCCGUGCAUUCAAGAAACACUGGCGUCCGAAGAAGCCCCCGAUGACAAGACAUGGCUCUUCGUCGCUCCGUCUCAGCCAACGGUUUGCCUACCUUCAACAAUGCCCUACAUAGUCACUGAGUACAAUCAGAAAAUUGCCAAGGCCGGCCCCGCGCACUGA
Messenger RNA from Verticillium alfalfae VaMs.102, 351 nucleotides. RefSeq lists its product with no specific name. Bases 1 to 351 code for a protein of 116 amino acids. Lineage: Eukaryota; Fungi; Ascomycota; Sordariomycetes; Glomerellales; Plectosphaerellaceae. The record is from RefSeq and is a predicted model, not a curated record. The transcript is spliced from 2 exons.